Molecule: messenger RNA, 4200 nt
Organism: Verticillium alfalfae VaMs.102
Lineage: Eukaryota; Fungi; Ascomycota; Sordariomycetes; Glomerellales; Plectosphaerellaceae
Exons: 2
Coding region: 1-4200 (1399 amino acids)
Source: RefSeq, a predicted model, not a curated record
AUGAGCGCCAAGUCGAUCAUGUUCUUCAAGAGACGGCAAGAUAACGAGUCAAAUCUCCACAACAACCUUCAAGCCCAAGCACAGGCUCAGGCUCAGGCCCAGGCUCAGGCCCAAGCACAGGCUCAGGCUCAACAACAACAGCAACAGCUGCUGAUGAACCAAAACGUGCAGGCAAUGCAGAAUCGAAUGGGCCAGCCUAUGGGUCAGAAUCCUCAGCAAGGCUUCCAACACCUGCAGUACCCCAUGCAGGCUUCUCAGAUCCCCCAGCAGCCCGGCAUGGGCAUGGGCAUGGGCAACGGUGGUGCACAGCCAGUCGGUCCACAGCAACAAAUGUUCCAGAUGCCAAAUGGUCAAGGACAGCCUCCGAACAUGAUGCAGAACCAGACACCAAACGGAAUGCCACAAGAGCAAGCCAAGAUUGCCGCAGAGUACCGCAGGCUCAUGAUGACGGCCACACCGCAAGCCAAAGAGCAGGCACGAAGCAUUGUCCAGAACAAAUGGCCCGAUCGAUAUGCACUGUGCCAGCAGAAAGGACAAGAUGCUGCCGAGUGGCUCUACUCACAACAGGCUAUGAGCAAUGUCGCCAAAGCAAACGCCGCGCAGCGUGCGCAGGCUGGAGGCAUGCCGCCAAAUGCCAAUGCCGCUGGACAUCCCAUGAUGCAAGCCGGUAGAGGCCAGAUGAACCCAGGCAUGAUGACCCCUGGCGUCGCCCAGCAGGGCGUGGCCACUGGAGGUGACAUUGUUCAAUUCAGUUCAAACAUGGAGAGCAUCAUGAACCAGCAAAAGGCCGGGAUACUUGCUCAAGAGCAGGGUCAGAUGGUCGUUCCUGCCAACACUGGUCCAGCCCGCAACGCCACUCCCCAACCGCACGCAGGCGCUCAAGGACAGCAGGGUCCAAACCAGACGCCACGGCCGCAACAUGCGCAGCAAGCUCAGCAGCAGCAACCACCCUUCAACAUGCAGCAGGCCCAGCAGCAGGCCAUGGCGCAACAGCAGGCCCAGCAGCGAGCCCAGCAGCAGGCUCGUCAGUUGCAAGGUCAGCCGAACGGGCUUGGCGGCGGUAUCCCCCCCUCGCAAAGUCCAGGCAUGAACACCCUCAACACCCCCAUGCGACGACCACCGAGUGCGAUGAAUGCUCCGGACGGGCAGCAGGGACCCCAAGGAAACGGCCCUUUCACGGGCACCCUCGACCCGCGCUUCAAUCAAGGCAAUCAACGACCGACGGCCCCCGGUGCGAACAUGAUGGCGCAUUUCUUGGCAAGCAUGUCAGCGGAACAACGCCAAAAGCUGAUGGGAAUGCCGCAACAGCAGUUGAGUGAGAUUAUGAACAGGUGGCAAGAGCAGCGACAAAAGCAGCAGCUACAGGCCAUGGCGCAAGCUGGCAAGGCCCCUGGUCAGAUGCAGAACCGCCCUGGUCAGCCCGGUCAGUUCAACCAGCAGAAUAGUGUCAAUGGUAUGGGUAUGCCCAACGGCGGUGGGCAACAGACCCCGGGCGGUGGCCCAGGCAGCGCCCAGAUGCUUGCCGCGCAGCAAGCGAUGCUCGCGCGCGUCCGUCAAAACCAGCCCAUCACCCCCCAACAACAGAACGCCAUGGACAGCAUGGAUGUACCGCCGCAGGUGCUCAUGGGCUUUACUAAUCAGUUCCGCCUCAACCCCGAGGUGCGCAAAUGGCGGGAGCUCAAAACAUGGAUGGGGCAGAACCAAGUUCCUCAGCAGACGAUGGAGCAAGUGGAGAAGUACCAGCGUCAGCAAUUUGCAGGCCAUAUGCAGAAGCAAAUGGAACGUAGGACGCUCCAGGCGCAGCAACAGCAGCAACAUCAACAGCAGCAGCAGCAGCAACAGCUGAUGCAGCAGCAGCAACAGCAAUUGCAACAGCAGCCGCAGAUGAUGCAGCAGCCUCAACCCCCUCAGCAACAACCACCCCAGCAGCAGGGCGGUAUGCCACCAGGUGCUGGUCCCAAUCAGGUCAUGCCGCCGAACCAGAGGCCUGGCAUGCCUAAUAUGAUGAACUUUCCUCCAAAUCUGAUGCAUGUUACGCCUGAGCACAUCAAGGAGGUCCGAGACAAGCAGCCCAAGGCGGCGAACUUGCCAGACGAACAUAUUCGGAGAUUCAUCAUUACUCAGCGCCAGCGACAACACCAGGAGAUGGUGUUGCGCCAGCAGCAACAGCAGAAUGCCAUGGUGGCUUCACGCUCGACCCCAGGUAUGCCUGGUCCCGGACCACAGCAGCAGCCCGGCCCGGGUAUGCAGGGACCAGGUGUUCCUGCAACCACGACACAGCCUCAGGUUGUGCAGGCCGCACAGCAACGGCAGCAGAAUGCUGCGGCCGAGUCGAAGGCACCUGCCAGCGCUGCGGCUCGAGCCGCUAAUGCUUCCAACGCAAAUCGAGCUGGCCCGAACAAGACUGCUCAACAGCCAACCCCGUCCCCUGCGGCGGCGCGAAAGAACCUCAAGCGACCCAGCCCUGACGAUACGGCCGAUGCGGCCCCUACGCCCGCCCAACAGCCAACUCAGGCACCCGGUCCCCAGCGCCAGCAGAUGCCGGUGAAGAUGCCACAGUUCACUCCAGAGCAAUUGGCCUCCAUGACACCGGAGCAAAGGGCAAAGCUGGAGCAGCUCAGGAGAGCCCAGUCGCAGUCACAAGAGAACGUCUGGUUUGAGCGUCUCAAGCAGAUCGGACAGGAAGAGCAAAGAAGCGCGGCUCAAGAUGUCAUGGCCGACAUCCCCAUGUCAGCCGAAGAGAGACAGCAGACUCUGUCCAAGCUCCAGUCGACCAUGGUUCAUAUGGGCCGGGUUGGCAAGGUUCUCGGCAAGUGGUUUGCGCACACACGAGAUGAGACGAGAGCUCGCAAGUAUUUCAGUAUGCGACUGCGCCUCAUCAGGCAGUUUGAAGAUGGUGACCAGAUGCAAAGGCCAAAAGACACGUUCAGCCUUCGCCAGUCUGAGCUCGACGACGUGGUGAAGCUGUUGGAGAGUAUGGUCAAGGACAUCAGCAACAAGCGGGCGCCCGCCGGCGCGCCGCCUCAAGGACAGACCGGCGGCAAUCCGCCUGCGCCGUUGAGUGCGGCCAACCUGGAGAAGCAGACGCAAGCUCUGAACAAGAUGCACAAUCGAUCCAACAGUAAGAGCGGCCAGCCGCCAGCCGCACCUACGACGAGCCAGCCGCCGUUCCAGUUCGGUGCCCAAUCGCCACAUGGACAGCCAGCCUACGUGGGCAAGCCCUCGGUUAACCGAGACAAUCUGCAGCUGCCUCCUCGGAAGAAGACCAAGACGGGGGCAGAGCAUCCAACGCCUCCCAACCCGGCGCAGGGCACGCCGUCCCCGCAAAUCAGCAAGACGUCGUCCCCAGAUGCUAAACGGCAACCCGAGGUUAAAGCACCGCCUCCUGCGCCCCCUAAGCCGGCCUUCCUGUGCAGCGAGCCCGACUGUGAAAUGGCUAGCACUGGCUUUCCUUCGGAACAGGCUCGACAGGCGCACAUUCAGGAGGAGCAUGUCAAGCCGCUCGAGGACCCCAUCAAGUUCAUGCAAGAGAACCUUGCUGAUUACCUUGGCCUCGACUCGAACGGGCGGAUCGUCGCUGACGCGCAGGCGGCGGGCGCAAUUCCGAUCAAGCAGGGACUGACGCCAGUCAGUACGGCAGCGACGCCCAUGUCUCGUGACGUCUCGAUGCAGCGGACGGCCAGCAAGGUUGGCGGCAAACUGGCAGUCAAAGGAGCCAAUGCGAAGGCCGGGGCCGACAAGGCGGGCGAAGCUGUUGCAUCUGGCGCUGUGCCCCAGGCGACGAUGGACCCACGGGCCAAUACGGUGGAUCCGUCGACGCUGUUCCAGAAGUUUGGUUCUUUUGAUUUCGGCAUGAACGGGGCCAUGACCAACAUGAAUGUCUACCGGGCGCUGACACCAAACGACACGCCCGAAUCGAGCAAGGACAGCGGGCUGUCGGAGCCCAACAGCGAACUAUCGGAAAACGCUGGCCUCGACAUGGACAUUAACUGGCAGAGCAUGGACGCGGAGCUGCUCAUGGAUAUCGAUAAGAUCAACAUGGACGGGCUUGAAACGCUGCAAGACGGCGGGAUGCAGUUCGACGCGAGCAUGUUUGGCGAGUCAAUCUCGAUUGAACAGUACCCGGACUGGGAUGACGUGCACGUGGACUUCGACAAGCCGGUGCAGCUUGACGCUAGUCUGUACGGGAUGGAUGUGUAG